Messenger RNA from Rhipicephalus microplus (southern cattle tick), 2592 nucleotides. RefSeq lists its product as uncharacterized. The record is from RefSeq and is a predicted model, not a curated record. NCBI's taxonomy places the organism in Eukaryota, Metazoa, Arthropoda, Arachnida, Ixodida, Ixodidae. Gene Ontology annotation, cellular component: nucleus. Gene Ontology annotation, molecular function: protein serine/threonine kinase activity; protein binding; ATP binding. Gene Ontology annotation, biological process: peptidyl-serine phosphorylation; intracellular signal transduction.
AUGGCUGCCGCCGCCCCCGCCGCCGCCGCCAAGUCCCCGCCGUCAGCGCCGGCUCCAGGGCCCGAUGCCGACGCCAUGAACGAAAAGAAGCGCACGGCGGCCAAGGUGGUCACCUCGCUGUUUCCGCGCAUUCCGAAGGUGACCACGGUGCUGCUGGAGUUCUACAUCAGGCGCGAGAGCAACCUCGAGCUGGACUGCGAGCCGCUCAUGUUCUUCUGCAAGGAGCAGGUGCUGCUCGCCGCGCAGGACAUCCUCGACAAACUGAACAAGCAGAUCGUCACGUACCAGGACGUGCGAGACGUGGCCGAGAACCUCAUAGGGUUGCAUAACCUGGCCUACAAAAAGAGUCCCGAGAUCGGCAAGGUAACGGGCGACAACAUUCGCAAGCUGAUGAUCAUCGUCGGCGAGCUGGCCACCUCGCUGGAGAAGGUGUCCGAAGUGCCGCCCACGGACUGGAUGGGUAUCGGCGACACGGUCGUGGCCAAGACGGCGACUCUGAACAUGGCCGAGGUGGCGCCCUUCUACACGUACAUUCCAAAGAUGAAGGACUUCCUCUCCCAAAAAUUGCUCGGGGCCGGCGGAUUCGGCGCUGUGUACAAGGCGGUCUACAAGCCGACCAACCUGACCGUCUCCAUGAAGCUGGUGCCAUGCGAUAAGUUCCAGAGGCACAAGCAGGCCUGCAUCGACAAGGUGUGUGCGUCCGUCAUCGGGCACCCGUUCCUGGUGAAGUACUACGCCUGUUUUGCUAGUCGCGACGCCUACGUCACCGUUAUGGAAUACAUUUGCGGCGCCGACAUGAUGCGAGUGUGCGAAAAGGCGGUCUACCUGCCGACCAAUGAGUGCCGCAUUGUCAUGGCGCAGCUGAUCCUCGCCAUCGAGCACAUGCAUCUCAGGGGUCUGCUCCAUCGGGAUAUCAAGGUGUCCAACAUGAUGAUCCUUCCUGGAGGGAGAGUGAAGGUAAUCGACUUCGACACGAACAAGAUCUGCGUAGCACACUUCGCUAAGCGUGUUCUCAAGGGCUACUUCACAAGGACGGCGUUCGAGUUUUACGACGGCGAGUCGGCGGGCACCAUUCCGUACAUGGCCCCCGAGAUCUUGAAACGGAAGCCUUACGGACGCUCCUGCGAUUGGUGGUCGACCGGGGCCACCAUGUACAAGAUGAUGACCGGCCGCGUGCCCUUCCGCGGCGAGACCAAGCAGGAGCUGACGGACAAGAUCAUCAACCAGCCGCUCAAGUGGCCCAAGGUCGAAGAGCACCCGCACUCGGCCACGCCCGAGGCUAAAGACAUGGUCUUCAAGUUCCUCAAGAAGAACCCCGUCGAGCGGCUCGGAUCAACCACGUACGCAGAGAUCCGCGACCAUCCCUUCUACGCGGGAUUCAACUGGAAGAAGCUGGUCUUCCAGAAGGGUGACCUGUGCGACAUCCCCGCCAUCGGAGAGUGCAUGGUCAAGAAGGCGGACCCCGGAGGAGGGAAGCCACAUUUGACCAUCAGCGCCACGAGCAACACUCUGAAGCGUAAGCUUGUCAAACCGGAAGAGAUGGUGGACAUCGACCCAACUUCGCAGAGUUCCCUCUAUACCUUCGCCUCUCCGAGCUUCAAGAAGAUGAUAAACUUUGCGAAAACGGCUGCCGGUCCUGUAACAGUGAACGCUUCCAUGUUCAAGUCUACUGGCCCGGAGUCCGAGACACUGGACUACCACAAGGCAUCGGACGUGGACGUCAAAGCCGGCAUCAGGAACCUAACCGGUGCCUCAACUGACAAAUCGAUAACGGCGAAAGAAAAGAUGGACAUCAUCAUGUGGAGGACUAAGAGCCUCGGAAAAUUCUGGAGCUUCGGCAUAACCGUCGUCGACGUCUUGGGGGAGAACAACAGGAAAUUCUACAUGGUCGAGAAAGUCAAAAGCGGCAGUCCCGCCGAAGUGUCGCACGUGCUCGAAGGCGAUGUCCUCGUGGCGGUCAACAACCAAGACAUCUCGGAACUGCCCAUCGCCGAGGUCAAACGACGCAUGCAGGACUGCGGCGACCAGCUGGUCAUCACGGUGCUAUCGUCGAGCGCCUUCCGGCUGCUCGAGUCUCGACGAGACUGGGACGAGAUACUCAAGGCGGCUGGACAGGACACCAUCCAGGUGCGGGCCAUCAAGACAGCCUGCAGCGGCAGCGGCUACUACGGCUUCAAGGUGUUCGAGGCUAAGGCGUGGAACGAACAGAAGAAGGCGCUGGUGCACUGCCACGUCAUUCAGAAGACCACGGAGGUGCAGGUGGUGACGCCCAACAAGGCGAUGUACCCGGGCGACGUCCUCGUCAUGGUAGACGGCGCGCCCACGGACAGCUUGGACUCUGCGGGCGUCAAGGCGGCCCUGGCCAAGGGCGCCAACGAGCUGAGCAUCACCAUCGCGCCCAUGUCGCCUCUGAGGCUCAAGAGGCCCUCGUACACGCGUCUGCACGAGACGGUGAUGACCGACGCCAACGUGCCGGAGCCGUCAGCGAAGGCUAACAUCGAUAACGCACCUGCGGCCGGCGGUGCAGCCGGUGCUAAACCCGAUGCCGGUGCUAAACCCGCAGCGGCACCGGCAGCGCCAGCGAAGCCGUGA